UUAGCGAACGUUUGUGUUUACAAACGAAGUACUCAAUGCAUGAAAUAGUGUAUAUUUUAUUAGCAUUUGGAGAUUCUUGGUUCCUAAAUCUAAGUUUCACGGUACAGAUUAUUCAAAAGAUUGAAGUUGGGAAGUAAGCAAAAAAAAAAAAAAAAGGAAAAAAAAAAUCAGAAACACAUCGCAAUAUGUCUUGUGGGCAAAAUUUGAUUGCUUAUCGAAAUAAGAAUCGGCUGGAAAGUAUAUCACGCAAUCUAUUCGAUUACCAUAACAGAAAAAAACUUUAAAAUAAGCAUUUUCGCAUUAGUAUCAUACAUCUCAUAGUAUCUUUAAAAAAAAUAGCGUUAAGAUGAGUUGCAGAAACAUCAAAAUGGUAACUGCUUACAUAGCCAAUCUAAAAAAAACAAAAAACAAAAAAAACCUUCCAUUGCGAACACGCAAAACUGUUAACACUUUAUGUAAUUUCAGGAAUCCUAAUCUACUUUCUCAAUUAUAUGUGUUUUUCCAAUGGAUUGGAAAAUCUACGUAACAUUUUUCUUGCUAAUAUCAGUGAAAAAAAACAAACAAAAAAAAAACAAACAAUCUAGGACUUAUAGAAAAUCACUUUUAAAAGAUUGUGCCAAAUUUAUGCAUCCAGACACGCAGAAAUUUAUCUUACGACGUCACUAUCUAAAUAUAUCGAGAAUUUACCACGCCGGGCGAAAUGCUUAGCGGUAUUUCGUUUGUCUUUACGUUUUGAGUUCAAAUUCCACCGAGGUCGACUUUGCCUUUCAUCCUUUCGGGGUCGAUAAAUUAAGUACCAGUUGGGUGCUGGGAUCGAUGUAAUCGACUGGCCAAAAAAUUUCGGGCCUUGUGCCUAAAGUACAAAAAAAAAAUUAGAAUCAAUAGAACAGGUAUCCCUCUACAUUAACAACUCUAGAAGCUGUGUUUUUCUCUCUCAAAGAAAUAUAACAUGCUAUUACCGAAUCUUGUAACUUUAAACAAAAGAUCGGAAAUGGUGCAUUCUUGUAGAUCCUUCUCUCGAUGUUUAUUGAGGGAUUCCCAACUAUCAAGUGACUAAAACAGUUUAUUUACCACAUAAUGGAUCUGCUACACACGUGAUACUGAAAAUAUGGAAAUAAAAUCAAUUUCUUAAAAUGAAUAGAUGAUGUAUCUACGUAUGAUAAAGAACAAGAUGAGUGUAUGACACAUUUUUUAAUGGUUUACGGUUACUAAUCAAAUCUUGGUAUUUCGAUGUGUUUCCGAAUAUUUUUGUUACGAUAUUGUCACGCAUUUUGAAUAAUCACUGACGUGAAACUCAGAGCUACAAAAGAAGAAACUUCGGCUUCUAGUAAUUCGAACAUCGGUUCAGCAUAGUAAAGGCGACAAUGAAUAAUUCACAGAAAGACAUCUUAAGAAAGUACACAGGAUUCUUGGCUCAAAAUAUAAUAUGGACAAACGAUUUAUGCAAAGAGAUGGUCUGUCAGGAUCUGCUUACUAAUUCCAUGAUGGAGGAUAUCAAAGAAUCCCACAGCAAGCAAGAAAAAGUUACUAAACUUAUCGAGUGGUUAUGUAUCAGAGAGAAGAAAUCAUAUCAUAAAUUCUGUGACGUGCUUCAGAUCUGUGGUCACACAUUUGUGGCAGAUUUUCUGAGAGACGAAGAGAGAGAAAACAAUCAUGUAGAUUUACAUCAAAUUUUUGAUAAUUCGUCUCUGCUGAAGAACAACAUAAGUCAGGAGGAGAGGCAAAGACUGAUAGGUUUCAUUACACAAAAGGUUAAAGAAUUAAAAUUAAUGUAUGCAUGGAAGAAAGAGAAUUCUGAGAAAGAGAAGAUGCUUGAAGUUAAAAAUCAACAACUGGAACAGUUUUAUGAAUACAAAGUCCUUCUCAAUGCCAAAAAUACCGAAAUUGAAGAACUGAAAAAAAUAACCGAACAGUACAAAACUGAAUAUUGUAAUCUACAAUCAAAAAUAAACGCUUUUGAAAAAGAAAUUGCCAAUUUAAAAGCGAAACACACAGAAGAUCUAUUGAUACAAAUCCGGUCCAAUCAUGCAAAUGAAUCCACAAAAGAUCGAAUCGCAGGCAAAUUAAGAUUUGCUGAAAGUCUUCUUCGGAAUAUUCAUAAAUGCAUUUCCCAAACUAUAUCACUGAAACCGAGAACAAAAGAUAGAGAAGAAAUUGCCUUAGUUGAAAAUGAAUUUGCAUUCCUGUGGGAAGAUUUUGAAAAUUUUCACAGAUCGUUUCUUGAGCUCAAAGAAAUUAAAAAACACUAUACAGAAAUGCAACAGGGAAAUGAAUGGAUUUUAGCACAUAUGGGUUUUUGUCCACACGAGCAAAAUGCACCAAGUGUUGUAAAUGCUUAUAAAGAUUUUGUUUCUCGUUCAGAUGAGAAUAUAAUAAACUUGAAAAAAGAUAUCUAUUUGAAGAACCAGCUUCUUCGUGACAAAAAUGCUCUGAUUCAAAGUUUAUUAUUGGAUACAGAAAUAAACUCUGAGACUACACAACCAAAGAAAGUGCUUUCUUUAAGGGCACUUGCAAUGACUAUGAUUCGACAGCAAAUGACUGCAUCAGGGGCUGUCAUUCGAAAAAAUAAUGAAAAUACCAAAAAAUCUGUAAAUAACACUGCCAAAGAAGGAAAUACUACGAAGAACAAGCUAAAAGUACUGAGUAGAGGAUCCAAAAGAAAAGGCAAAACCGUUAAAGAAGUGAGAAAAAGUGAAGAAAGAAAUAAAGCAAAUAUAUCUUCUAGAAUUUGGAGUGAAAUAAAAGAAGAAAUAAAUGAAAAUGACUCUAUACAAAAGAAAAUAUCUAGCUUACCGUCUAUUGAUCAUACUUUCUUUUCAUUGCCAAAUCCUCAUUAUCAGCAGCAGACCAAGAAGUUCAGCAUGAGAAAUGGCAAAAUGUCGAACAAUAUGUCACAUAAUUAUCAGUUACCAAUCAGGCAGUCUUCCACAUCUUUCCUUGACGGAUUGACUGCUAAUUCAAUAAAAAUUAUUGCAGGAAGACAGGGCAAAAAACGACUGACUUAACUUUUACUAUGCAUUGAAAAGAAAUGGUAUCUUAUAUCACUCAGCAAUAUAGAUGUCUAUAUAAUUAACAAAUAUGUGAAGUUAAUCACACAUUUUUUGCUACAUAGCGUUAGUAUAUUUGAUAACGUUCACCGAAUAACCGAAGGAGGUGAAUAUUGUUUUACCGGAUCAAAAGUUUUCCUUCGUGACAUAUAUUACAAAGUAAGCAUUACAUCUAAUUAACAAACUGUAUUGAAAUCUUUUCCUUAUGAUUCGUGCCAGCUUAGACGGAAUGUUUGCUAAGACAGAAAAUUCAAAAUGUACAGAGAUAAAAAAAAAAAGCACAUCCAAAAUACGCGAGUAUAAAUCGAGAAUACGUGCACACAUUUACAAAUACACUUACAGAAAUAGACUGAAAUACACAUCAUGAAAUCGUCCAAAGUUUAUUACCACUUGAUACACUUUCAAUGAAUAUAUGAAUAUAAAUUCUAGACUGAAUUAAUAAAGAAGGAAGCAACCAGUCUGAUGUCCUCAAUACCCAUUUACUUAUUUAUUAGCCACAGAGGCUUAAAGACAAUGGAACAGGAUAUUAAACGGAAGGUUUAUAUAAAAAAAAACGCGCAGAAAGAAAACAAUAAAACGCGAUAACAAAAAAGUCAAAAGAAUAGUGUUCCCAUAAACGAGAAAGCUACUUAUGCCGGAUCAAGAAACCGUGUAGGUCCUAGAUUACUCUGACCAAACCAAAUGCUAAUUUUGACCAGCACCACAAAGAAGCCAGACCUGUUAUCCACCUUCUCUAGGAUUUACCCUUUACUAUGAAUGUUGUCCAGGAUAAAUGUCAAAACUGCAUUGGUCUGCACUUUUCGGACGAUACGCACUAAUUUCAUUCCUAAUGACUUGGCUAAAAUCUCAAAGUCUGUAAGGUUAUGCAUCGGAAUUAAAUAAAUUAUUUCUACCUUUACAACGUUGCUUCUCAACAGUCCUACCAAUUCCGUCUUAUAGAUCUGCAAAUUCUCCCACUAGGAACAAUUUUAUCAUAAAUAUAUAUGUAAAACUCAUAAGAUAUACAAUCUUCCCCAUUCCUAUAUCAGUUGCUAUUAUGAUGGCUUUCUGCUCUAUGCGUAAAAUCUGUCAAAUGCCCCGAAAUGAUGUCGGAAUAAGCACUACACACGCUACAACCUCCAUUUAACGCCCACUCUUGUUUAUCAAAAACCAAAUUUUGGACUUUGAUACACCGCACCUCUGUCACAAUGGCCGCAAAUAAAACGGAUUUCAUUCCUUUGUGUCUCGGCUCUAAGAACCUAACCUUCAUGUAACACGUGUCGACUCUUUUCUUAUUACUUUCUGUAAUUUUCUUACAUCUCCCUCCCUAAUGCAUUAGUUUGCUAUUACUCUGUUGUUGCUAAAAAUUAUCGAUUCUAAUCUAACAGCAAUCUUAACUUCGAUUCGUGAACACAUUUUGAAGAUUGCCUAACGUCGAUCGUCCCUAAUACACUAACCCUCUCAUUCUAGGGUCUGCAGAGCAGGAAUGAUGCAUGUAACCUUCAGUAGUUUGGUUCCACUGUGUGAAAUAAGUGGUCGUCUGAACUCUUACAGGGCUAGGGUAGCAUUAUUUUUUCAUGUGUCUAAAAGUUUUCCUGGUAAACACCGCUCUUAAGUACUAGUGGGAGACUGAAAUGGUAUUUUAGUCGUCGCCUUGGAUUAUAUGAAUUUAUGUGAUGGCAUUGUGAGAUUAUAUGGAGUUAUGUGACAGCAUCCCAAGUUUAUGGUCUUGUAGUUGAUAUUGUGGACACGCAUGUUAAACUACAAUAUUCCUUAGCGUAGAUGUAAACCUACUUGAAAUUUAGAUACGAUCUGAAGGAACCGCUACAAUUUCCUCAUCUCAAAAGCAGUGCAUUCAAGAAAUCCAUUCAGUACCUGUCAGAGAGUUGGAACUGUCUGGAUGUAUUGGCGAGAAAUUUAUCCCCAUCUCUCCCAUCACAUAAUCUCACAAAAGCUAAAACUACGACUACAUUAUCGUUUCAGUCUCCCACUUGAACUUAAGCGCGAGACUUUACAACGAAAAAUUUUAGACUCGAGAAGAAAUAAUGCUUCCCUGCCCCUGCAGGUGUUUAGACAGCCAAUUGUCUGAAGACAUUGUCUUCCUUGCUGCUCAUGCCCACCUCCACUUCCGAAUUAACACCUGGUUCUUGAAAUAUCAUGCAUCCGUAACUCGAGGUUCUUACAUUUCUGAAACAACUUUGUUACUCUGGUUCACAUGUAAACCGACUAAGUAAUUAGUACACCUUGCAGUCAGCGAAAACAAUCUCGAUUGUGCAUAUCCUUCAAAUGCUGGUCACAUUGAUGGUUUCACGCGCACGUGCGCGUGCAUACAUACACAUGUAUGUAUGUAUGCAUGUAUGUAUGUAUAUCUAUCGUAGGCGUGGCUGUGUGGAAUAUCGAGACCACAUACGCGGCAAGACUUAUAUAUAUAUAUAUAUAUAUAUAUAUAUAUAAGCAUUUGAAUAUCGUAAUAUGUUGCACAUUCACUCAUUCUUCUAUUUUGAAUAUGAGGUAUGUGGCGGGCUACCCCUUUCCAUUUUCAUAUAUGAGAUUUCAUUUAACGUGCCAUCUAGGGCUCUCUCCACAUCUACAUUAGGUAGAACUAGUAAAUCCAUCGUGGUCUUGGCACGAGAUGUUACUCCCUACCUCUCACGGCUGACACUCUUCUCGUGGACAAAGUGUUACCAGCUUUAGUUUUAUCAAAAUGUCGUAUCCUUUAGCAACAUUUUAAAAAGUAAUACACGAGAACGAAGGCGCUUGAAUUAGGGUUAAACACACUUUUGUUUCAUCAAAGACGUGUAUGUUCUUUCCAAACCUAUUGUCCGCUGUAUUAGACAUUUUUGAAAAGUUACUUCAUAUUUUACAAUUUGUUUCUUUGUUCGUUAAUAUUCAUAUUUCUCUCUCUCUCUCUCUCUCUCUCUCUCUCUCUCUC
Molecule: messenger RNA, 5958 nt
Organism: Octopus bimaculoides (California two-spot octopus)
Lineage: Eukaryota; Metazoa; Mollusca; Cephalopoda; Octopoda; Octopodidae
Biological process (GO): regulation of apoptotic process
Source: RefSeq, a predicted model, not a curated record